This is a messenger RNA of Rotaria sp. Silwood1, 768 nucleotides long. Lineage: Eukaryota; Metazoa; Rotifera; Eurotatoria; Philodinida; Philodinidae. The record is from the annotation of a GenBank genome assembly.
AUGGCAUCUUCUUCACGUGAACCAUCACCAAAAAGAAGUCAAACAGUUGAUUCACAAUUAAACACAAAUCGAAGACAAAACUAUGAUGAAUCUAAAUCAAAAACACCUCGAACACGUUUAGCUCCAAUACAUCGUUCUUCUAGUUUAUAUCGUCUUAAUAAAUUAUAUCAUUGUCCACCAACACCACCACCUGAAGUACAAUUUGAUCGUGAACACAGUUUUGUACUUGAUUGUAAAGCUGUUUCAAAUAUUUCGAUUGAUUAUUCACCAGCUAAUCCAAAAUUAGGUUCUGUUAUUCCACCAUAUAAUUCACAAUUAGAUCCGCAUGUUCAAAGUUAUUUUCAAUUUUUCGGCUUACCAAAAACAUUAGAAAACACUGGACAAUUAGCUUCCCAUGAAUCUAUUGCUGGUCAUGUACAUGAUCGUUUUUACACAAAUGGUCCUGGUUUUCGAUAUUUAUCACUUCGAAAUAAAUUUGGUUCAGGACAUUCAAUCGAUGAAGUUCGUGGGCAUGAAUUAUUUUUAAGUGAUCCAAAACCUGUAGUCAACUAUAAUGGACUUUUUGGUUAUCGUCGUAAUACUCCAUCACUUCGUAGACAACCAACAAUUGGUACGACAACAGUUGAUAGUACUCAAGGCAUUAUACCAUUCGGCCGUUUUUCGGUCAUUGGUUGUGGUAAACCUUAUGAAUUCAAUUGCCGAUGUAAAUUUGAUCGACCAUGCCGAUGUCAUAAUCAAGAUAAACUUUGUCCAUGCGUUAAAGCAUAA